Cotesia congregata is the source of this 2625-nucleotide messenger RNA. Lineage: Eukaryota; Metazoa; Arthropoda; Insecta; Hymenoptera; Braconidae. The record is from the annotation of a GenBank genome assembly.
AUGAAAAACUCGAACGGCAUAAGUCAGAGGAUCUUGAAACGUCUACGCGUGAGAGUAGUGGAAGGAGCGCAAAUCUGUAGUAAGACCCAAGAGUGGGGUUUCAAGCACACAUGUUCACCUGCAGUUUAUUCAAUCUGGCUUUCUAUUCCGAAGUUAGAAAAUAUUUGUUGGCUAGCUGUUCUGCACUAUUAUCCGAAUUUAGCUUUAAAAACUAAAGAAGAAGUAAUGUCACUAGGAAUCUCAUGGGAAGUAUUCCAAUCACGAUUCAGAAAAUGUAUUCAUUUAUAUAUAAAUACUUUUUCUCGGGGGUAUAUGUAUGAAGGAUGCAGGCUCUUUUUUCGAAUGCAUUCGCUGGUUGGUGUUGCUUUUCACGGAAGAAACUUGAUUAUUCUGACAUUCAUGGAAUCAUUGAUAGAUCGUACAAGUCAUUUGCAUACAUUCGAUUUGGACAAGGAAACUAUGGUUGUCACUCCUCUAACUGGAGACAUACCUCUGUCAACUAGCCCAUUUAAUUUCAUAAUUCAUGAUCAUUAUUAUUACACUGUUGGAGCUAACAGAGAUGACAAGGAAUAUUCUGACGUCUAUCGACUCAACACGACGACUUUUAAAUGGGAGUCUGUGUACAAAUGCACUGGCUUGGAUCGUAAUGAACCUAGAGGACGACGAGGUCAUACUUUAGCAUACGACGGGAGUAAAAUUUAUAUUUUUCGUGAGACCCUAAACUUCAGUUAUAUCGUUGGCAAGGCAGAAGCUGUCGAUAAUUUUGAGAAACUUCCUGCAUUUGAUUUAACUACAUGCAAAUGGACGAGUGUCGAGACUUAUGGAGAUAAGAAACACAGGCCGCGAUACCCGAAGAAUAACCGAGGAGCCUUUGCGUUAACGCAGUACACAGAUCCGGUGUAUUACCGAUUCCUGUUGAUUUUCAUUCAAUGUAUGCUACUCCGGAAGGACAGUUAUUUGUGUAUGGAGGAUUCCGUGAUCAAAAUACUCGGUGUGGAGAGAAUUGGAGCUAUCAAUUAUUGGAUAUUAAAAUUUUGUUUAUAUAGGACUUCGUGUUCUACAGCAGUACACAGCGCUUGGGUGACGGUUCCGAAGCUUGAAUACUUGUGCUGGAAAGCUUGGCAACAUCACCACCCAGAUUGGGCUGCUAAGUCUCGGAGACAGCCAUUUGUUUUGAAAGAACAUGCACCUAAAGACAAUAAAGAACCAGAAGGAAGAUGCGGAAGUAAAAUAUAUUGUAAGGGCCACAAUCUUUAUAUUUACCGUGGAAGUGACCCAACGAUCAUCGAUGAGCAAGAGCUAGACGAUGGCGUGAUUCAUAUUAUCACGAAGCCUAAAUUUUGUGACAUAGAACGGGCGUACAUUAACAAUGAACACAAAUUACCAGGUCCGGACCACAAUGUGAUUGGUGUAAUCUUCGAAGGGAACUUGUUAACUAUUUUCACUACAUUAUAUAAGUCAGUACCUAACUCUGAAGAUUGUGAUAAAUUUACAGACUUAUAUAUUUGCAAUAUUCUCAAUGAACAUGUGAUCAAUCAGUCUCUUCAAGGAGAGGUACCCAAAUAUCCUUUUCUAUGUAAUAUAAUUCGUGAUGGAGGAUAUUAUUAUAUGGUAGGAGAUGUUGAUGAUGAAAAUAAUCGCGUUGGCAACGUCUACAGGAUAGAAAUGAAGAGUGGAAUUUGGGAAUGUGUUUAUAAAUGUCAAGGAAAAGAUGAAAAAAAUGAACUUUGGAAAAAUGUUCCUUAUUACCUAGUUUUUGACGGAAAAACGAUUUUUACUUUUUUUUCUCUUGAUAAUAAUAAUGAUGAUGAUGAUGAUGAUGAUGAUGAUGAUGAUGAUGAAGAUGAUGAUGGUGAUGAUGAUGAUGAUGAGUAUGACGAGAAUUUCACUCCGUAUUCUUUUUUGGAACUUGGAGCUUUUGAUGUAGAAAAUCGUCGAUGGAGAAUGAUCAAUACUCAUGGAGAUGUUGAUCAUAUACCGAAUUACCCAAUGGAUAGAGACGAAUUUAGCGGAUCUAAUCUUCGAAUUUCGCACUACCGAGACUCCAACAAUGAUGUUAUAGUUAUUUUAUCAGGACAAAUUGAUCAUAAAGAUUAUUACAAUGAUUUAUGGACAUUAAACCUCAGUACUAUGAUAUGGAAGAACAUUGAUAAUCGUAGAAGUAUAAUACCACGAACGUUUCAAAGCUUCUCAAUGACUGUGUCCCCUGCUGGCCAACUAUUCACAUUCGGUGGAUUCAUCGGUGACCCGAAAGCUAGAGUUCCCUGUGGCUCUCGUGUUCACUCAAUUUGGAUUACUAUCCCAAAACUCACAGACAUUUGUUGGGAGGCUGUUCUUUACUAUUUGCCGAGCUUGGUUUCAAUGUCUCAAGAACAAAUUGAAAAUCUCGCUAGAUAUGAUGAUGAUGAAGAACCAGAAGGAAGAUGCGAAAGCAAUAUAUACUGUAAGAGUCAUAAUCUGUAUAUUUACCGGGGCAGUGAUCCAACGAUCAUCGAUGUUCGACAACUAGACGGUGACCAUAAUGAAAUUGGUGUAAUCUUCGAAGGGAAUUUGCUAACCAUUUGCACUAUGCGACUACCUUAUUCUGAUAAACUUACCGACAUAUGUUUUCAAUAUUCUCAAUGA